Messenger RNA from Archocentrus centrarchus (flier cichlid), 3247 nucleotides. It is a transcript of the gene ppp1r7, whose product is annotated as protein phosphatase 1, regulatory (inhibitor) subunit 7. Lineage: Eukaryota; Metazoa; Chordata; Actinopteri; Cichliformes; Cichlidae. Gene Ontology annotation, molecular function: protein binding. The record is from RefSeq and is a predicted model, not a curated record. The transcript is spliced from 10 exons. Bases 51 to 1088 code for a protein of 345 amino acids.
GUGCUUCCAGCUGAUUGGCUGCGCGGUUGUCGGGAGUGUUUACAGGAAACAUGGCUUCUCUGUCUGUCGGAGAGCUUCAAGAAAUGGAAGUGGACCGAAGAGGUGAGUCUGAGGAGUCUGGUGAUGAUGAAACCAGGAGGAGAAGCAUCAAUGGCGAUGUGGACCCCAAUCAGCCCACUGCCACAAGUAAAGAAGAGUCUCCAGUUGAUAUGGAUACCAUAACUCUGGACCCAGAGGAAGAGGAUGUUGAUCUUGUUCACUGUCGUAUUGGAAAAAUUGAAGGACUCGAGGUGCUACAGAAGGCUAAAACACUCUCCUUACGGCAGAACCUCAUCAAAAAGAUAGAAAACCUUGACAGCUUGAGCUCCCUGCGUGAGAUUGAUCUAUAUGACAAUCAGAUCCGCAAACUAGAGAACCUGCACAACCUCACAGAGCUGGAGCAGCUUGAUGUGUCUUUUAACGUUUUGAGGAAGGUGGAGGGUUUAGAACAGUUGGUUCGGCUGAAGAAACUUUUCCUGCUUCACAACAAAAUUAGCAGCAUUGGCAGCCUGGAUCAACUGACAAGCCUGGAGAUGCUGGAGCUGGGAUCAAAUCGCAUUAGGGUCAUUGAAAACCUGGAUUCACUUACAUCUUUGCAAAGUUUGUUUCUUGGCACCAAUAAAAUAACUAAGCUUCAGAAUCUGGACGCUUUACACAACUUGACUGUUUUAAGCAUCCAGAGUAACCGGAUUACUAAAAUUGAAGGGCUUCAGAACCUCAUCAACCUGAAAGAGCUCUAUCUGAGCCACAAUGGCGUUGAGGUCAUUGAGGGCUUGGAAAACAACAAAAAACUCACCACCCUGGACAUCGCAGCUAAUCGAGUAAAGAAAAUAGAAAACAUCAGCCACCUGACAGAGCUGCAGGAGUUCUGGAUGAACGAUAAUCAAAUAGAUAAUUGGUCUGAUCUCGACGAGUUGAAGAAUGCCAAGUCUCUGGAGACGGUCUACCUUGAAAGAAACCCGCUACAAAAGGAUCCGCAGUACCGGCGAAAGAUCAUGCUGGCGCUACCCAGCGUACGCCAGAUCGACGCCACCUUUAUCCGCUUCUAAGCUGCAGCGUAUAGUUUACCUGCCAACGUCACAGUGUUCUCCCUCACCUCCCUGCCUGCCCUGCCUACACAAACGGAAACAUUUUGAAACACAAUGGCCUCACUGAAUUAUAUAGUCACUCCAUUCACUAUACAUUCCAACAUAUAACUCACCCAUGGCUCACUCAACAUACAUGUAUGCAUGUAUGCACUCAUUCAAACCUUAUGCACUCAUUCAGAUCUGUGCUAUUGUGUGGAAGCUUUUUAUUUAUUAAGGUGGACCUGUGAAAAUGAAAAACUACCCUACACUCAUUUCUCCUCAGCACUUUUUUUUUUUUCCCCUCCCUCUUUUAUUAAUUUGCAUGUGGGAUGCAGUGUGGAGACAUCUGUCCUCACUCAUGUAGGGCAGGAAAAUAAGAAGUCUUAUUUAUCACACUAUUGAAGUUACACUGUUAUCAUAACAGAGGAAUUCUUAAUAUUUGAGGGCUUUUGUGAGUUUACUUCUUUUGGGUGGACAGAGUGAAAUUUCCUGUGAGACACACAGCGAGUAAAAGAACAAUUCAACAUUAAAGGGAAAGUCUAUAAUAUAAUAGAAGCUACUUAUUUUUGAACGUUAGUACAUGACUUAUCUUUUCAUUUGGCUUCGGCGAACUUCAAAACUCUCCUUAAGCAGGUACCAACUGUGACAGUUAGAGAAGCCUCGAAAAUGAAGCCCACUGCGCGCCGUAAUGACACCCUGCUGACUCAGAGCUGGAAAGGGGCAGUUACAUGCAUCAGUCUGUUUAAGGAAAAUAGAUAAUUUACAGCUUGAACUGACUUAUCAUCUUAAUAAACUGGUUCAGUUAUUACAGAAGGGCAGUUUUUUGAUGUCCAGCAGCCUUGUCUCUUCCUUGUUCAGAUAUUUUACAUCUUAUAGAUCCAUUUGCUGAUUAACAAGAGUGACCUCUGCAGUAAAAUAAAACUCAUGAGAAUGUAAGAACAUUUAAUGUGUCCAUAAUGAUGGCUUUGUAAUCAGUGGUGUCAUCACUUUUUGUUUUUUUUUUUUGUUUUUUUUGCCUUUAGCACAUCACUGAUUACAGCCUGCGUUUUCUUUGGCUUGAAUGCUCAUAAACUUUAUUUGAAAAGAUAAAAGCAAAUUUUUUUUUUUUUAUUGCAUUUACAUUACAGUGACUGAUUUGAUCUCAUGUAACUAAUGUACGAUAAACUACUUAAUGUUGCUGGCACAGGCGAUCUUUUUAACCGCAUUCGGCAGAUGUACAAAGACACUGCAUUGUUCCAUUUGGCAGUUAGGACAGCUUAAAAAAAUGAAUUUCUUUAUAUUUAUUGACAGUAUGUACUGCAGGAUUUCUCAGAUCAAAUACAACGACUGCCUGUAACCAAAAGCUAAUGGAUUACUCUUUGGGUCUUCUGUAUAUAGUGCUCCUGUAUAUGCUUGAGUGCACUUGAUUUUCUCCCUGGUACAAUUAAGAAACGAUGCAUCUUUUAUACGAAAAUAAAUCCCCACCUCAGGGCUUUAGGUUCACAUGUGAAUACAGAAGCAUCAAAUUUACAUGCGUUAAAUGAAAAGUGCUAAACUAAGUGCUCCCUUUGCACUCAUAACCUAAUUUUAUUUGGAUUAAUCACAGGCCUUUGAAUUGUUAAAAGUACCCUGAGUUGGUAUUGAAUCUCCCAUUGUAGCCUAACGAAAACAUAAAAUGUUGGUUUCUAUCAUAGAAUACUUGUUUUUAGCUGAUGAGAUAUUUUUAAAAGGAUUGAAAAUGAUCACAAUCCUUUUAAAUCUGGUUACUUAUGGUUUGCGAUCUUGAGCAUAAAUGCAAUGACAUUCUGCAUAAUUGAAAUGAAUGUAGUGUUAUUUUAUAUUCAUCUUGACUGAAAUUGGCCAGUGGGAUUGAAAGUAUGUUGUGUAUUUGUAAAUACAGUUUGUCACGAUGUAGAAAGUCAGUGCCAUCAUCACCUUCCCUUUGUAAAGUGAUCUUCUUUUUCACUUGUUUUGUUUUUGCCAGGCAGUGUGAGAUACUAUAGUUAAGAUAACUCUGAAUGGUCACUGGGGGAGCAGCUAUUCAGACUGCUAUUUGCUCCUUGUUGUUAGGACUGGGGCUUCAGGUUUUGGACUUGGUUGAUGCUGUUUUCAAACUGAAUGUAUGAUGCAAAUAACAAUAAAAUUACACUACUUAAGGAGCA